AUGCCCCGCAAGAAGACUUCGAGCAAGGCAGCUUCCCCCGUAGCUUCAGCAUCGCAUAACCGCUCCGGAUCCUACCCUGGUGAGCCGGUUGCCUUUCAGUUGGCUGUGGUCAACUCUUGCUUAGGCAACGAAGACAUACGACUUCCUCGGCUGCCGACACCGGCGUUGCUGACCCCCUUCUAUGCCCAAUACGAAUCCACCGCGGCGGCGGCCUCGCUGCGCACGUCUCCGUGGAAGAGCGACUACUGGUGUACGAAGGUGGCGCACGUGGCGCUUGGACGUCACUCAGCCCUUCCGGCCGUCUACAGGCUGCUACACGAGUGUGCCGGGCGACUUCACGCACGUGUCGUAUACGUGCAGACAGCAGCUGUGCACCGACAGCUUCAAAAAGCGUACCCACCUCUGCCACGGAGCGGGUCGCAUGCGAUAACGGUGGGUGGGGUCGGGGACAAUGGCGACGUGGUAAUCGUCGAGCCGGCGAAACAAGGCGGUGGGGCAGCAACAGGUGCUGCUGGCCCGCCCCCGCCGACCGUCUUCACGACCUCGUACUACCUCCUCAUCAACCACAGCGAGAAUCCAACCUUUGUCGGCCCAGACCGGGUGCCGCAGGGCCGCAGUGUAGUUCUUCAGGAGGGUGAUGUGCUGAGCUUCCUCGAGUGUGCCUUCGACGAAGAUGGCGGCGUUCUCGAUGGAGCUGACAUCGCCAAUGGAGGAGAUGGCGCAGAGGGGCAUAGCAGGUACACACCAAUCGACGUGGAAGCAGUGGAGUGUUCUUCAACGACGGUGGAACAAGUCCAACAGCUUGCGAAGGAGUCCUUGUGGCAUUGCAUCGACGCACCUGCCGGAGGUGACGCACCUCGGCCCUCAUCGUCGUCGGCGCUCACAACCCACCAAGUGCGCGUGGCUCACCGCGUGGUGGCAACUCGACGCCUCUACGAGGUACCUCAUGUGGUUCAGGAGUACAUGGGUUGGUGGCACCGGCACACAACGCAACUUCUCGAGGAGCGCCACGUGGACGACCGAUACCUCGCAUCACUCCCGGCCGAGCCGGUGGGCGUUAACUGUGCUUGGAUGGUGUCCGGUAACCACCUCGUACACGCGCCGAGUAUCGCUGACAGCAGCCUCGGAUCUGUAACGUCGGCUUGCACCAACGCCGAGGGUUCCUGUGACAUCUCAGCCACGACAGUGGCACACUCCUCCCCUUCCCCUUCCCUCGGCUCCCAGCACUCAGGGAGUCGCCAUCUGUCUGUGCUGCCCAGCAUGCAGCAGCACUUCCCCAAGGACCUCCUUCAUACCCCUGCGGUCGCCACGGCGCUACGGCGGUGGUUGAAGGACACGGAGGAUAUGGAGGAGGUGGCCGAUGAAGUGCAUUCGCCACUGGCAGCGCGGCUGGUGCUGGACCGCGCAUGGCUCUGGAGCCUUGUUCGCCGCCGCCACCGGCAGUCAGCGACGCCUCAGCCGCAGCCCUCGAGUCCUACCGCAUGCGACGCGUUCAGCCCUUCACAGGUGAAGCUGGUAGGCAACGACAAGGCGGCCACCGCCGGGUUGGCGUGCCCUGUGAGAGUGAAAAGACAAGAUGAUGCGAACCCCGGCAGUGUACCUCUGCAACUUGACGGCUCCUCUUCUCCAGAGAGCGCAUCUGACACGGCGGAGCGCUUUCGCAUCCCCGUGUCGAAGGUGUUAAACAAUUCCGUCGCCACCGGCGGCGGCGCUGUGUCGCCGGCGCUCCCCGCCACGUCGCUGUGUACAACAAGCGCGGUGCAGAGAGUGCUCAAGGAGCUGCGCCAGAAUCACAGCAAGAAGAAGGACCCCGCCAGCGAGCACAGCACUCAAGCUCUGCUACCUCCGUCUUUGGGGAAUGAGCACAAGGUGGGCUCCAGCGUCGCUCGCGCUGCGCCAGGUGUGCACCGGCCUCUCCGCCUCGAUGCUGAGCCGAUUCAUGUGUGCAUGAACAGCACCACACAUACUGCAAUGAGGCCUGUGAGCGGAGAGGCAUCACAGUGGCCGCUAAGGGACUCUUCUUCGGUGGGAUCUGUUGGGCUGCCGACGUGCGUGCCAGCCGUACGCAUAAAACCGGCAGCGCUCCCAGUUUACGUCUUUACUCGCCGAAGUCCGAGCCCCGACGUAUACACGCGCGAACAGAGCUCCUUCACACAUGCAUGCUCCUCCUCCUCCCCAACAGUGGUAGGGCAAGCGAAGGGUACCGGGGCGACGGGGUCUACGUCAGGGAUCGGUGCUGCCAAGCAGUACGUGUACUACUACUACGAGGCAGACAAUCGCCCCUCUGGUGGCGGUGCAACAAGCGAUUCGUCGCCCGCCUUAGCGGAACUGUCGUCCCCGGCAUCAGCAAGUGCGGCGCCCCUUCAGCACGAGUCGCUCACGGACUCGAGCGAGGCUCACGACGGUUUUCUCUGGGUCGAUGAGGCAGAGAGGACUGAAGAGGUCCCGCGAUCUGCCGCGACGCGAAAACGACGCCGAGGCAAGAAGAUCGCAGCUACGCGCAAGAGACGAGCCUCCGAGACGAUAUUGUCGGCAGCUGAGGCGAAAGUGGCCCGUGACGAGGGCGCCUCCGUAGCACUCGACGAGCUACGACCAACGUCGACUGCGAAGCCACCGCCACCACGGCGUUCCAAGACGGCGCCACGCGUCAACUCGAGAUGGGCAGCGCCGUUAUGA
Messenger RNA from Leishmania braziliensis MHOM/BR/75/M2904, 2676 nucleotides. RefSeq lists its product as hypothetical. Gene Ontology annotation, molecular function: protein binding. NCBI's taxonomy places the organism in Eukaryota, Euglenozoa, Kinetoplastea, Trypanosomatida, Trypanosomatidae. Bases 1 to 2676 code for a protein of 891 amino acids. The transcript has a single exon. The record is from RefSeq and is a predicted model, not a curated record.